Ustilaginoidea virens is the source of this 852-nucleotide messenger RNA. RefSeq lists its product as uncharacterized. Gene Ontology annotation, cellular component: kinetochore. The transcript has a single exon. Gene Ontology annotation, biological process: kinetochore assembly; attachment of mitotic spindle microtubules to kinetochore; protein localization to kinetochore. Lineage: Eukaryota; Fungi; Ascomycota; Sordariomycetes; Hypocreales; Clavicipitaceae. The record is from RefSeq and is a predicted model, not a curated record. The coding region runs from base 1 to 852 and encodes 283 amino acids.
AUGGGAAAGUCUGCCACCAGCGACGCGGCGCAGGCCCUCGAGGCCUUGAAUCGGAUGCAGUCUCAACAGGAAUUAUCCAUCAUCAAGCUGAGCGAGACAAUCGCGGAUCCAGGCGAAGCGGUAUCGAGACAACGCGCUUCGGAUGCCUCAGCCUCUUUCCUCGAUGGACCUACGCCCACCAGCUUGGAAGCUGAUCUGGCCCACUAUACAGAGCUAUUUGCAAAGCUGAGAUUCUCUUACGUGGAGCAGGUAACAAAGGAGAAGUUCCUCCGGGCAAUCGUCGGCGAGCCUCCACUGAUUGUCAGCGCGCAAGAAAACCACGAACUGGAAAAGGAAAACCAGGCAGCCAAGGCGGAACUCAAGUCGCUCAAGCUGGAAGUGGCCUCCAUGGUUACAGAGUUGGAGAGGAGGGCACGACAACUGAGCCAGCUCUACGAGGCAAUACAAUCAGACACGGAAAGGUUGCAGCAUCUGCCGGCCCAGGCGGAGGAACUUGUGAGCAGUAACGCCGCACUCAAAGAGGCUCGUGAGGUUAGCAGCGCCAAUCCCGACCUCAACCUACCUCUGGCCAAGACUCGUGCUUUGAUAGCGCGGCGUGAGGCCGAGCAGCAAGAACUUGCCAGGGAGCUUGAAGGUCUGCAGGCCGAGGUGCCAAGGAAACGAAAGGAAGCUGAGCGCCUACAAGCCGAACUGGGUCCGCUGGAGGCGAAGCUUCAGACAAGUUCGGCAGCAGCACGUGAGGCCCAGAGGAGAAAAGCAGCAGCUCUUGGUGGCGUAGCUGACGACUUGGAACAACGCGCACGAUGGUGGAAGGCUAGCGAGGAAGUGCUCACGCAGGUCCUAGACCUGUAG